This is a messenger RNA of Ceratotherium simum simum (southern white rhinoceros), 4170 nucleotides long. Lineage: Eukaryota; Metazoa; Chordata; Mammalia; Perissodactyla; Rhinocerotidae. The record is from RefSeq and is a predicted model, not a curated record.
CGCCGGGCGCGCGCACGCUCCCUCGAUUUUAACGGUCGCGAGAGGCCUCGCUGGCUUGACCCUGACAUCGGCAGAGGGAGCGGCGGCCAGACUCUUGGGAGCUUAGGAUAUUUCACAGUUCAGAAUGUUAGCAACUGAAAAUGCCUGUAGAUGAUGAAGCAUCUGAAGAUGACUCGGAUUCAAUUUCUUCAAACAGUGAAAAAACCUACAUUUUCCAGUAAGAGAGUAUAACAAUUUCUGUACACUAUGGAAGAUUUUGACUUGGUGAAAUCCUUACAAAAAACUUCAUCUUCUGUAGAAUCUGAUAUAAAAAAUUCUCCCCAUUCUCUUGGACUGAACUUAAAUACUAAUAGAAGUAGUCCCCACCUUAGUACAAAUGGCGUAUCCUCUUUCUCAGGGAAGACCAGACCAUCUGUAAUUCAAGGUACAGUUGAAGUCCUAACCUGUUUAAUGCAAGAGCUACAAAACAGUGGAAAGACUGAUUCGGAACUUUGGAAAAACUGUGAGGCCAGGUGGUUACAGCUAUUCGAUUUGGUGGAAAAACAAUGCCAAGAACAGAUAGUUGCCCAGCAGGAACAGUUUCACAACCAAAUUCAACGUAUACAAGAGGAGAUUAAAAAUUUAGUUAAGUUACAGACCAGUAAUGCUUCCUGGGCUUCCUAUGGUAGAAGUUCUUUAGGUAAACAAAUAUCUUCAGAAAGUCAAAUGGGUUUUUUUUCUGAAAACAGUGAGAGAAAUGAAUCUGUUAUCAGUUACCCUAAGUCGAAAGAACUUGAAAUGCAGCAAGAAACAGCCACAUCACAACCAGACUGCAAUGUGGAUAGUAGCUCAGUGAGCAGUGGGUAUGGUACCUUUUGUGUCUCAGAAUUAAAUACCUACAAAUUGGAGGACCCUCAAGAGUUCAUGGAGCUCACAGAGGUUUCUAGAGGACGGUAUGGAGCCCCUGUGGUGCAGACGGAGUCACCUGUAGAUGGUGUAAAAAAUAAGAGUUUUUAUAGUCAUACUACUGAAGAGUUUUGUGCACCUUUAAAGGAAGAUAUUCCCACUUUUCCUGGAGAAUUUGAACACAGUUUUCUUGGUGAAAAUAAGAUUUUGGAAGUACACAGUGGAAAAACAAAUAGUAAAUCUAUAACAUCAUGGGCACAAAAGCUGAAGCAGAACCAGCCAAAGAGAGCACAUGCAGAAGAGGGGUGUUCAAAAUCUGUGCAAGGAAGUGAGCAAACCAAGAAAUCACCAACGGAGAAAUCUGAUUUCACUGCUGCUACCCAUCCUCGUGCUUUUUACCUCAAUAAACCAGAUGAGAGUCCAAAUUCUUGGAUAUCUGAUUCAGGAACAGGACUGACUCACUGGAAGCUGGAGAAGGACACGUAUCACUCUUUGCCUGAGACUUCAGAGAAGGCGUUCACACCAUCCUCCACUGAUAUGUCACCAAGCCAGUCUAAUACUAGUAAUGAGAUGAAGCUACCAUCACUGAAGGAUAUUUAUCAUAAAAAACAAAGGGAAAACAAGCAGUUACCUGAGAGGAAUCUCAUCUCUGCUUCCAACCCAAAUCAUCUACCAGAGAUACUGACUCUAGAUCCAACGUUACACAUGAAGCCAAAUCAGCAGAUUUCAGGGAUUCAACCACAUGGCUUUUUGAAUGCCCUUGAUGACGGAAUAUCCUUUUCACCAGACUCUGUUCUAGAACCCACUAUGUCUAGUCACUCUGACAUAGACUCAUUUUCACAAGCAAGUAAUGUCGCUUCUCAGUUAUCUGGAUUUCCAAAAUAUCCUUCAAAUACAAAAGCUUCACCAAUGGACCCGUGGAAAAAUCAUGCAUUCCAGAAUGAAAGUAGGACCAGCUCUACGUUUCCUUCAGUAUAUACUGUUACUAGUAAUGACAUCUCGGUCAACACUGUAGAUGAAGAAAACACUGUCUUGGUAACUUCAGCCUCAGUCAGUCAGUCCCAGCUUCCAGGUACAGCCAACAGUGUCCCAGAAUGCAUUUCAUUGACUUCCCUGGAAGAUCCUGUGAUAUUGUCUAAUAUUAGGCAGAACCUGAAGGAAAAGCAUGCUCGACACAUAGCGGAUCUUCGAGCUUAUUAUGAAUCAGAAAUAAAUAGUCUGAAACAGAAACUGGAGGCGAAAGAAAUUUCUGCAGUUAAAGAUUGGAAGAAAACCAAUCAAAUUCUUGUAGACAGAUGUGGCCAAUUAGAUAGUGCUCUGAAUGAAGCUACUAGUCGUGUAAGAACACUUGAAAAUAAGAAUAACUUACUGGAAAUAGAAGUGGGUGAUUUCAGAGAACGCUUCAAUGCAGCCAGCAGUGCCUCCAAAAUUUUGCAGGAGCGAAUUGAAGAAAUGAGAACAAGUAAUAAAGAAAAAGAUAAUACCAUCAUGCGACUGAAAUCUAGACUGCAGGAUUUAGAAGAAGCAUUUGAGAGUGCUUACAAACUCUCAGAUGAUAAAGAAGCCAGACUAAAACAAGAAAACAAAAUGUUUCAAGAUCUUUUGGCAGAGUAUGAGUCCCUUGGAAAAGAACACGAAAGAGUGAAGGAUACGUUAAAUAUAACUGAGAACAAAUUGCUUGAUGCACAUACUCAGAUUUCUGAUUUGAAAAGAACAAUUUCAAAACUUGAAGCUCAGGUCAAGCAAGUGGAGCAUGAAAAUAUGUUAAGUCUUCGUCAUCAUUCUAAAACUCCCAUGAGACCCUCACGUGCCAACACACUAGCAACCUCAGAUGUCAGCAGGCGGAAGUGGUUGAUACCAGGAGCCGAGUAUUCCAUCUUUACUGGCCAGCCUUUGGACACCCAGGACAGUAAAAUGGAUAACCAGCCGGAGGACACCUGUGUUCCUGGGUACCAUUCUCCUCCAGAAAAGGAUUCUUCACCUGGAAGUACACCAACAAGCUUAUUGAUAAAAAAACAGAGAGAGACUUCAGACACACCAAUCAUGAAAGCGUUAAAAGAACUUGAUGAAAAAAAAAUAUUUAAAAAUUGGGGCACACAGACUGAGAAAGAGGACACCUCAAAUAAAUUAGUGAAUCCUCGACAAAGUGAAACCUCAGUCAAUGCAAGUCGGUCCCCAGAGAAAUGUGCCCAGCAAAGACAAAAGAGAUUUAACUCUGCUUCACAGAGAUCGUCAUCUUUACCACCUUCAAAUCGUAAAACAAGUACUCCAACAAAAAGAGAGAUUAUGUUAACACCAGUGACUGUGGCUUAUAGUCCAAAGCGAUCCCCUAAAGAAAAUUUGUCCCCAGGAUUUAGUCAUCUACUUAGCAAAAAUGAAAGCAGUCCAAUUCGAUUUGAUAUACUUUUGGAUGAUUUAGAUACCAUUCCUGUGUCAGCAUUACAACGUACCACUCCAAGAAAACAACUCCAGUUUCUUCCUCUAGAUGACUCGGAAGAAAAAAAAUAUUCUGAAAAAGCCACCGACACCCCUGUUAAUCAUAGCUCUUCCCCCGAACUGUUGCCAAAUGGAAUGAGGAAAGCCUCCAUGAGAUCCGCCUGGGAGAAGAAUAAGUCAGUGAGCUCUGCACAGUGUCAGCCUGCUUCAGUAGCACCCCAUGGUUAUGAUUUUGAAUAUACAGCAAAAAUUAGGACCCUAGCUGAAACGGAACGGUUUUUUGAUGAACUUACAAAAGAAAAGGACCAGAUUGAGGCAGCACUAAGUCGAAUGCCUUCUACUGGAGGACGAAUCACUUUGCAGACAAGAUUAAAUCAGGAAGCCUUGGAAGAUCGUUUGGAAAGGAUUAAUCGAGAACUGGGUUCAGUUCGCAUGACAUUAAAGAAAUUUCAUGUUUUGCGCACCUCUGCAAAUCUUUGAGAUUUGUAGCCAUUAAAUUUUGAGACAUUUUUGUUUGCACUAAUGUAUAAUUAUGCAUUCAGAAAAGGCAAACUAUUUUGUACUGUUUAUAAGCCUUCAAACAGUAGUUUUACAAUCAUGUUCUUCUUUACACUUGCUAUUUUAUACUUCAAAUGACCACAUAUUUUCGAGAUAUUUUUGUUAUGCUCAGGAAUCUCUUGUAUAUUUUACUAUUUAAAAAGUAUUAUUUUUAGUAUGUCUCCAAUUUAUAUCAAGAAUAAGGAAACGUGAACAGCGGAGGCAGCUUGUUUCUAAAUAGUGUUAUCCUUUUAUGAUUCACUUUGCACACCAAUUUUAUAAACUUGUUCUACAUUGUGAAUAUGAUUUUUU